Messenger RNA from Pseudozyma flocculosa PF-1, 1794 nucleotides. RefSeq lists its product as uncharacterized. Bases 1 to 1794 code for a protein of 597 amino acids. The transcript has a single exon. Lineage: Eukaryota; Fungi; Basidiomycota; Ustilaginomycetes; Ustilaginales; Ustilaginaceae. Gene Ontology annotation, molecular function: oxidoreductase activity, acting on CH-OH group of donors; flavin adenine dinucleotide binding. The record is from RefSeq and is a predicted model, not a curated record.
AUGACUCCCAAGCCCAACCCCGCUCGCCCGGACACGGACCCGGUCCAGGGCCAGACGACCACUGACCCGGCUCCCUCGGCUUCGUCGUCGUCAUCGUCGUCGUCGGCGCCCACGGCCCGCGAGCGUCUUGCGUCGCUCGCCUCGCACCUGCUUCCUUCGGGCAACACCGAGUUUGACUAUGUCAUCGUGGGCGGCGGCACGGCCGGCGCCGUGCUCGCCAACCGCCUCACCGAGGACCGCGACGUGAGCGUGGCCGUCAUCGAGGGCGGCCCGUCGGACGUGGGGCGCGACGUCGUCCUCGACCUCAAGCGCUGGCUCGAGAUGCUCGGCUCGGAGCUCGACUACGACUACCCCACCGUCGAGCAGCCGCGCGGCAACUCGCACAUCCGCCACUCGCGCGCAAAGGUCCUCGGCGGCUGCUCGUCGCACAACACCCUCAUCUCGUUCCGCCCCUUUAACGCCGACCUCGACGACUGGGCCGACAACUACGGCUGCCCGGACUGGAAGGCCGCCACGGUCCAGCCCUACGGCGACCGCCUCAAGAUGAACAUUGUCCCCGUCGCGCCCCAGAACCGCAACCAGGUGGCGCGCGACUGGGUCGACGCCUGCUCGGCCGCCACGGGCGCCCCCGUCAUCGAGGACCUCAACGCCCAGAUUGUGCACCGCGGCGGCUUCCAGAAGGCCGUCGGCUUCUUUGACAUCGCCUACGACCCCUACGACGGCAAGCGCUCCAGCGCCUCGGUCGCCUACCUCCACCCCAUCAUGCCCCACGGCCCCAACCGCCGCCACAACCUGCACCUCUUCCUCGAGACGUGGGCCACGGGCCUCGACUUUGACAAGGCCGACGCCAGCCGCAUCCGCGGCGUCGACGUUGUCACCAAGCACGGCCUCAAGCGCACGCUGACGGCGCGCCGCGAAGUCAUCCUGUGCGCCGGCGCCAUCGACACGCCGCGCCUGCUGCUCCACUCGGGCAUCGGCCCGCGCGGCGACCUGGAGCGGCUCGGGCUGCCGUGCAAGCUCGACGUGCCCGGCGUGGGCCUCAACCUGACCGACCACCCGGAGAGCAUCAUCAUGUGGGAGACGCGCGACACGCCCCCGGAGACGGUCAUGUCGUCGGACGCGGGCCUCUUCCUGCGCGUGCUGCCGCCCAACGCCGAGCCGUUCCCGCACCCGGGCCCGGACCUCAUGUUCCACAUCUACCAGGUGCCCUUUGCCGACAACACGGAGCGCGAGGGCUACCGCCGCCCGCCGCACGCCAUCUGCAUGACGCCCAACAUCUGCCGCUCCCAGGCGCGCGGCAAGGUGUCGCUGGCCUCGGCCGACCCGCGCGACAAGCCGCUGCUCGACUUCAAGUACUUUGAGGACGCCAACAACUACGACGAGCGCAUCCUCAUCGAGGGCAUCAAGUGGGCCCGCAGGAUCGCACAGCAGGCGCCCUUUAAGCAGCACCUCGUCGAGGAAGUCGCCCCCGGACCAAAGGUGCAGACCGACGAGGAAAUCGGAGAGUACGCCCGCAAGGUCGCACACACCGUCUACCACCCGGCCGGAACGUGCCGCAUGGGCACCCCCUCGCCCCGCUUUGGCGGCAGCGGCUCCGACGACAGCGUCGUCGUCGACCAGCGCGACCUGUCCGUCGUCGGCCUCAAGGGCCUCCGCGUCUGCGACGCCAGCGUCCUCCCCACGCUGCCCACCAUCAACCCCAUGCUCACCAUCCUCAUGGUCGCCGAGCGCGCCGCCGAACUCAUCCGCAACGACGCAUGGGUCAAGGGCCUCCGCAAGCAGCAGUGGGCCUAG